AUGAAGGUCUCUAUUGCAUCGAUCACCACUCUUCUUGCAGCUGUUGCAGCUGCUCAGAAGCCCGUGAGCCAGGACGAGCAACGCGGCUGGUACGGAUGCACCGCCGCUCUUCUCGACAAGUUCGAGAAAGGAGAAGAUGGUUCCAAGUCUGCCUGUGACCUCUGGAGCUGCCUGCACCUCAUGUCUACCCGUUACUCGCGCGGCGGAGGUCUCACGGCACUUUCCAGUGCGCUCGAUCCCGUUUGCUGGGGCACCAACGUUGGCAGCAAGUUUCUCCCCAAGAUGGACUUUUUCCAGUACCAGGAUGAGCAGCAAGCAAUCCUGGCAGACAAUGUCGAAGACGGGAAGCUCCAUGUCAUUGUUCUCGCAGACACAUACAGUAUGAUCAGUCCAUGA
Molecule: messenger RNA, 396 nt
Organism: Colletotrichum karsti
Lineage: Eukaryota; Fungi; Ascomycota; Sordariomycetes; Glomerellales; Glomerellaceae
Exons: 2
Coding region: 1-396 (131 amino acids)
Source: RefSeq, a predicted model, not a curated record